Messenger RNA from Dacryopinax primogenitus, 2454 nucleotides. RefSeq lists its product as uncharacterized. The transcript is spliced from 4 exons. Lineage: Eukaryota; Fungi; Basidiomycota; Dacrymycetes; Dacrymycetales; Dacrymycetaceae. The coding region runs from base 309 to 2096 and encodes 595 amino acids. The record is from RefSeq and is a predicted model, not a curated record.
GUCACCCUUAUCGCCCUCGUCACCGUCCUUCUCCUCCUCCUCACCUCUCCCCUCUUGGCCUGUCCUUUUGAAGUCUCAAUCUACGUCGACGCGUAAAGGCCCGCAACGACGCCACGUUCACUAAAACCACACACUCGUUUAGACCAACACGCCGCGCGCGAUUUUUCUGUGCUUUCUCUCCCACAUACAGUCCCGUAUUCCUAUUAUUACCUUCUCUUCUGAGCCUGUCUCCGCCUCUUGCUCUCGACCUCAGCAUCUAACCCUCGACACCUGUAUCUGCACCUGCAACCCCAGCUCUAUUGGAAAUAAUGGACCACAUGCACAAAUACAGGCACACUCAUGUCGCGAUGCGACAGGUCAUUCCUCCCCCCAUCAUUCCUCCCCCUACCUCGACCAAGGCGACCACGACUUCCACCACGACCAGCCACAGCACCUCCUCGUCGUCUAGUUCCACGACUACAUCAACUACCACUACCUCAACCUCAACCUCGUCGACACCCGUCACGUUCGCAACUACUCCACCCAAUUCGCAGAGUUUAGCCCCCAACACAUCUCCUGCCGGCGUCGCGACCUAUGCCGGCAAUGGAAACAACUCUCCGCCCAAAGGAGCAGCGACCUCCAACUAUAUGCCCAUCUUCAGCACUGGUGCAACUGUUAGGCCUGGCAGCAUUGCGGGUGCACAAGCAACUGGCGCUGCCGGAAAGUCAUCUACGACGAGCGGUAGCAUGAGCACUACCACAAUCAUUGGUAUCGCCGCAGGUGGUCUUGUAGGCGCGAUAAUUGUCGGCGCGAUUAUCGCAUAUAUUAUUCGACAAUGCCGCCGACGUACCCGGGCGGAAGCGACAUUCGACCGCAACUCGUUCAUCCGGAAUUCGGUUCUGCUCGAUGACAAGAAUGAGAGCACUACCUCACUGGCAAUGGACGAAAAGCUGCGUGGUAGCGCAGGCUUGCUGGCACCACAACCCAUGCAACAGUCAAACUCGAAGUUGGCACCUCUGGGUGUUGGUAUUGCCGGUGGACCGCGGCCUCCGAGUAUGAUCCAGCGGCACUACGACGCGCCGGCUCUUCAGCCUGGGCAGUACGCGCAGUAUCCUGCGCAGCCGCCGAGUGCCUAUUACCCGCCGGGGGGCAUGCCCCUUCGGUCACCCUUCGCGAAUAGUCCUGGAGGGGAUCUCCCGUCUUCUCCAGCCGAUUCAUUCUUCACGCAAGCGCAACUCCAGUCCCAAGGCGGCAAGUAUUAUCCUGGCCAGUACAGGCAGAACAACAUACCUGGUACCCCGGUUAGCCCUCCUGAUCUUGGACGUACGCCUACGUACAAUAACCAAGGCACCGAUCACGCGGAUCUUGCUCGUGAACCGAGCAUAGGCACUCCAAGAUCUGGUCGCGGUCUCAGUGUCACCCCCUUCCAAGCGCAGCAGUAUGCGGAGAUCUCUAGGCUUGUCAAUACGCCGGUUGCUUCAAGCCCGCCCAUGCCGCCCAACAAGGACCAUGGUGACUAUGACCUUCCGGCAAGGAGUGUAGCUUCUCCGCCUCCUGCUAUGGGCAGACCUAUGGACAUGUCGCCUUCAGGUUUCCGCUCCCCGUCGCCCCCGUCCCCCAUGGCACCUCCCAGGAACCUUGUCUCACCAUUCCAAAGAAUUGAUUCGAUGCCCCCAAUGCUCCCUCCACUCUUGAGUUCGCACACAUCCGAUGCCUCACUUUCCGGAUUCAGUUCUGACAGGAGUUUGAACAUGCAAGGGCGAUCGGGGACGCCGACUGACCCGAACCCGCAACAGUAUUUCACCGCCACUCGCACGACGAGCCCACAGCAACUUCAAGAUGUGCGCUCGAACUCGGGCUACCCUGCGCUGGUAGAGCCUAACCACUCCCCUCGGACACCACAAUUCCACAGUGGCGUCUCUACAGCGUCGCAUUUCGGGGAGGCUGGCAAUUUCAACAGCGCAGGCAGCCUGAACAGUCUCGCGCAGAGCCAUAGCGGAAACAACCUGUCUGUUCCCGGUGCGGAGCCUACCAGACGUCUCAGUGUGAGGAACUCAGUCGCGAGCGACGCGAGGUACAGCAUGUAUGGCGAGGACGAUGUGUAUGGUGGUAUUUGAGCCGUGCUCAUAUUGUGUCAAACAACGGUAGGAUAUGGUUAUGAGCUUUGCAUUCUGUCCCCUGGUACCAUGUUUCUCGCGGUGCCGGUCCUGGUGACGGCUGUCUCCCUUUUUUGUGGCCUGUCCUACCACCGUUCAGUUUCAUUUUCAAUUUUUUCAAGGACUGGCUCGUCCAAUUUUCUUCUUCACAAUGUCUCUCACGCCGCUGAAAUGGGCAUAUAUCCCUACUUUACUUACCCUUUUGUGGAGUUUUCCGCAUGUCUCUCGUCUUAUGUGUGGAGAGCGAGAAACCCUUUUUCGAGAGAGAUCACCAACCGUUAGGUACAGCCAUACACAUUCCAAAUCGGAUUUGAAUCCG